Nannospalax galili (Upper Galilee mountains blind mole rat) is the source of this 2646-nucleotide messenger RNA. Its product is annotated as S-adenosyl-L-methionine-dependent tRNA 4-demethylwyosine synthase. Gene Ontology annotation, biological process: wybutosine biosynthetic process. Gene Ontology annotation, molecular function: 4 iron, 4 sulfur cluster binding; FMN binding; catalytic activity. Lineage: Eukaryota; Metazoa; Chordata; Mammalia; Rodentia; Spalacidae. The record is from RefSeq and is a predicted model, not a curated record. The transcript is spliced from 16 exons. The coding region runs from base 179 to 2341 and encodes 720 amino acids.
AGAGUCUGGAGCUUCCUCUCCUGAGCUCUUGCCGCUUCCUCUGGGCCCGUCUCUGUUCUUUGUGGCCAAUGCGGGCAGGCUUGCCAGAGGCAUGGCUUCUUUGGCUCUGUGAACGUGACCUGCAGUUCUGAGGCCGGAGCUCUGUGCGUUUGCAGGUGGCCUGCCGGCUCCGCGGAGGAUGGGUCUGGAUGUAUGGGACCUUUCUUCGCCUUUGCUGUUGCUGUGGGUAAACAGGUUUUACAUUUAUCUGGGCUGUGCUCUGGGCGCUACCCUUUGGAUCUGUAUCCAGAUCACCAUCAGGAAGCAGGCCGAGAGCUCUCAGGGGAAAAGUAUUCCAAAAACAACUCAGAAUCUGCUGACAAACGGCUCCCUCUCCCUCCAAAAGAAGCCGACCUACGUAUCUGGAGUGAAGAUUUUCUAUGGCUCCCAGACUGGUACUGCCAAGGGAUUUGCAUCAAUUCUUGCCAAAGCAGUCACCUCCCUGGACCUGCCUAUUGCUGUUAUUAAUCUGAAACAGUAUGAUCCAGAUGACAAUCUAGUAGGAGAGAUCACUAGUAAAACUGUCUGUGUCUUCCUGGUCGCUACAUAUACGGACGGCUGCCCCACCGAGAGUGCGGAAUGGUUCUGCAAGUGGUUGGAGGAAGCAGCAAAUGAUUUCCGGUUUGGCAAAACUUACCUGAAGGGACUGAGAUACGCUGUGUUUGGCCUGGGUGAUUCUGCCUACCAGAGCCACUUCAACAAGGUUGGCACCAAUGUUGACAAGUGGCUCUGGAUGCUUGGUGCUUGCCGGAUGCUGACUCGAGGGCAGGGUGACCGCAAUGCGGUUCAGAGCAAACAUGGCAGCAUUGAGGCUGACUUUGAAGCCUGGAAGUCCAAGUUCCUUUCCCGGCUGCAGGCUCUGCUCCAAGGAGAGAAGAAGACCUGUAGCGGGGAGUGCAAGAGAGGAAAGUGUGGGUCCAUACAGCAUGGCCCUGGGGAGGCAAAGCCUGAGCCUCAGGAGCAAGGCCAGUCACAUCCAAAGGAGGAGGAGCCCUUCGAGAGCAGUGAGGAGGAGGAGACUGGGUUCCAUGACCUCCAGAGCCUGAAUGCUGUGGUUGAUGUUGAGGAUCUGGGCACCAUCAUGAACCACAUGAAGAAGGAAAAGAGAGAAAAACAGCAACCAGAAGAUAAAACAGAGCACGUUGAAGACAAGGAGGAGAGAGCCAUGAUCACCCCUGCGCUCCGUGAAGCCCUGACCAAGCAAGGUUACCAGCUGAUUGGCAGCCAUUCUGGUGUGAAGCUCUGCAGGUGGACAAAGUCGAUGCUUCGGGGGAGAGGAGGUUGCUACAAACACACAUUCUAUGGCAUCGAGAGUCACCGCUGUAUGGAAACCACCCCGAGCUUGGCCUGUGCAAACAAGUGUGUCUUCUGCUGGCGGCAUCACACAAAUCCUGUGGGCACUGAAUGGCGGUGGAAAAUGGACCAGCCGGAAGUGAUCUUGAAGGAAGCGGUUGAGAACCAUCAGGACAUGAUCAAACAGUUCAAAGGAGUGCCAGGGGUCAAGGCGGAGCGCUUUGAAGAGGGAUUAGAGGUCAAACACUGUGCGCUGUCGCUUGUGGGAGAACCAAUAAUGUACCCAGAGAUCAACAAGCUGUUGACGCUCCUCCAUCAUCGUGGAAUUUCCACUUUCCUGGUCACCAAUGCACAAUUUCCUGAGGAAAUCAGGAACCUCAUACCAGUCACUCAGCUGUAUAUCAGUGUGGACGCCAGCACCAAAGACAGUCUGAGGAAGAUCGACCGCCCGCUCUUCAAGGAUUUCUGGCAGCGGUUCUUAGAUAGUUUAAAAGCCUUGGCUACAAAGCAACAACGAACAGUCUACAGACUGACGCUUGUGAAGUGUUGGAAUGUGGAUGAACUCCAGGCCUAUGCUGAGCUUGUGUCCUUGGGAAACCCUGACUUCAUUGAGGUGAAGGGUGUGACAUACUGUGGAGAGAGCUCAGCAAGCAACCUCACCAUGGCCAAUGUGCCCUGGCACGAGGAAGUGGUGCGGUUUGUCCGUGAGCUGGUGGAUCUGAUGCCUGACUAUGAAAUCGCAUGUGAACACGAGCAUUCCAACUGCCUCCUGGUUGCACACAAAAAGUUUAAGAUCAGUGGAGAAUGGUGGACGUGGAUUGAUUAUACCCGCUUCCAGGAGCUGGUCCUGCAGUACAACAAGAGCGGUGGGUCAGAGACCUUCAGUGCACUGGAUUACGUCGCCAGAACCCCACACUGGGCUCUAUUUGGUGCCAGGGAAAAAGGCUUUGAUCCCAAGGACACAAGAUACCAGAGAAAGAACAAAGUGAAGGACGUUUCCGGAUGCUGAGUUUAUCCGGCUUGUGGACCCAGGUCCAUCCCGGGGGCAAAGCUUGACAGCCAUGUUUCAGAGUUGGACACGACAUGAAACUGGACUGGAGCCACAGCACCAGCACUUCGAGAGCCUGGGACCUGCUCUGGGCUUCCUCCCAGAACCCAGAUCCUUUCCUGAUUUGAUUUCUAACAGGAAAAUCACUUGGAGGUGAAAGAGACAGCCAUUGUUGGGAUUUUAAUAGUUUAAAAUUUUAUUUUAGUCAAAUCUUCUAAAUGUUGUUUGUGAGUGUUCCCCAGGGAAUAAAAUCUUCCUGUCUCUUC